This is a messenger RNA of Nezara viridula (southern green stink bug), 1466 nucleotides long. The record is from the annotation of a GenBank genome assembly. NCBI's taxonomy places the organism in Eukaryota, Metazoa, Arthropoda, Insecta, Hemiptera, Pentatomidae.
UGAACGUACCAUAGUUGUUGACUUCCACGAUAAGCCUUGAAUGCAUUUAUGUGACUACGAUAUUUUGUUUUCAAAAUGCGAUUAGUGUAGCCUUUACUCUUAGAACAGAGCUCAAGAUUUGUAGUCAUUAUAAUUUUAAUCUCUAAUCUUGCCGUUUGUUUGUAUUGUUGGUCUAGUUUCGUUCGUUAGUAAUCAUUAUAUUGGUGUUUGGUUUUACUGCUUAUUUUUCUUUGAAUCAUAAUGGAUCCUCUUAACAACGUUAAUUCAUCUGUUAAUGGGGAAGAUGUUCAAGAUGCUUUUGGAUUUUCUAAUUCCAAAAAUAAAAAUAAGAAAGAAGAUGGUGUCAUGGUGGUUCAUAAAGACUCGCUCUUUUACAAAAUGGAUCAUGCAAUUACUGGAGCUGCAUUUAUUUUUAAUCAUGAAAAAUUUAUUAUGCCACAUUUAAAAGACAGGGCUGGAACUCAGGAAGACUGUUAUAAUUUAAGAAAAUGUUUUGAAUUACUUGGCUUUAAUGUUACUGUUUAUCAAGAUCUUGAAAUCAAAGAAUUUAUGCAGAAAAUCGAAAAAAUUGCUGAAUUAGACUAUUCUGAUAUGGACUGCUUGGUCAUUUGUGUGCUGUCUCAUGGUGAAAGUGGUGUGAUUUAUGCAAAAGAUGCAGCGUUCAGCCAUGAAGAUUUGUGGGGUCCUUUUACUGCUGAUAAGUGCAAAUCGUUAGCUGGCAAACCAAAGUUGUUUUUUAUUCAGGCUUGCCAAGGUACUCGGUUGGAUCCUGGACUCACAUUAAAGGCUGAAGUAGAUGCUAGUCCAUCCUAUAAAAUUCCAAUACAUGCUGAUUUUCUUAUAGCAUAUUCUACCAUUCCAGGUUUUUAUUCUUGGCGCAAUACAGGAAAAGGUUCUUGGUUUGUACAAGCCCUGGCAAUUGAACUGAAAGAAAAUGGUUUCAGGUAUGACAUCCUCACUCUUCUUACUUUUGUUAAUAGGCGUGUUGCUGUUGACUUCGAAUCAUAUGUUCCUGGAAAUGGUGUGAUGCAUGCUCAGAAACAAAUUCCUUGUAUUACAACAAUGCUUACUAGAAUAUUGAAAUUUCAUGAAAAAAAGUGACAAUUUUUAUGCCUAUUUAAUUUUAAAUGUUAGAUAAAGGAUUUUUUUUUAAAUAAGAGAUCAAAGUUAUAUUUAUAUUUGAAAAAUAAUGAAUUUACUUUAGGAAAGAAAUGUGAUCUUUUUUUAUAAUGCUUUUAAAGAUUCGGCAAAAAAAUAACUGUAUAGGAUAUAGGUAUAUAAAACAUACUAGUGCAAUAUAGUUACUAUAAUACACAAUUGUGUAUCAUGGAAAAAUGAUUUAUCAAAACAACUAUGUUUUAAAAUGUAGUCUUAGUAUUUUUUUGGUUUGUCAAUAUUUUAUUAUUUUUCUAAAACAAACUGUUAAGGAAGUUAGCUUUUAAGCCGUAACUGAAAAAAUCUCUCAG